Spodoptera litura is the source of this 1740-nucleotide messenger RNA. RefSeq names its product meiotic 218 (gene mei-218). The record is from RefSeq and is a predicted model, not a curated record. NCBI's taxonomy places the organism in Eukaryota, Metazoa, Arthropoda, Insecta, Lepidoptera, Noctuidae.
AUGACUUCACCUAAGUUGUCGUCAGCAAAUGAACUGCAAUGUGAAUUGCUGCUAUACUUAGACAUCAGGCGCUACCUUGCUGACAUGAGAGAUUACUGCGAGGAUUUCUUAGAACAAUUAACUGAGAAAACAUUGAGUAAGUUCCCGCCAUUACGAUUUUUAUUAGAGAUUGACGUCAUGGACUUGUUGGAUGUAUCACCUGAGCUAGGGGAUUUUUUUAUAGCGGAACCGAAUAAAUUUAAAAGAAUGUGUAACGAUAUUUUAUUUGCAUGUGUUCAGGCUACCGAUAUUGAAACGAGAAAUAAUAUAGAAUAUGCUCAAGUAGCAGUGAUAUUGAGAUUGAAAAGUGUUCCAAUUGAUUCUAAUUCACGUUAUCAUAAAGGGUUGGUCACUAUUGAUGGACUGCUAUUAUCUGUUUCGAAACCAGAAACCUAUGUUCUCCAUUCAGUUUGGUCUUGCCCCGAAGAAUGUGACGGCAACGAAGUUAUUCUACACUACAUACCAAAACAUCCGCCCAAAUGUCAUCUAUGCAAAAGUAAUCUAUUUGAAAACAGUGGGUUGAGACAAUGCGGAGAACAAGUGACUGCAACAUUCAAAAUACGUAAUCAGUUACUUCCAAAAACAUUGAAAAUUACUGAUAAUCUAAUAUCAAAGUUGAACCUUGGCACACGAUACAUUAUACAUGCUGUUGUCACGAAAAAAAUAACAACAAUUUUGUCUAUGGAAAAUAUAAUUACUCUAGCAGCUCCGAUAACCAACCCUAUCCCUAAGGACGUAGAGGACUUAUUCAAGGCAUGCAAAGAAACACCUUGGAAGUUCAUUUACUGUCUAGCUUCAAGUAUAGGAGUCAAUGUUUGUCCUUUACAUUGUUUCAUGCAUCUCAAGAUUAACUUGUUAUUAAGUCUCACUAGUGUGAAGGCAAAUGCUGUCUCAGGGGCGAGUAUCUUACACGUCCUCGUCGGAGGUUUCGACACAAGAUAUGUUGGAGAAAUAAUGGCCGAUGCUGCGAAACUUGCUGAUAGAUCUGUGAUCGUAGGAGCGUCUAACUCAGAAGCACAAACUGCUUUGAUAGCGAGUUCUGGAGGAGUUUGUGUCAUGCCUUUACCACUUCACAUUUACAGCCACAAGCAGGUUUCAGCUAUACUUGCAGCGAUAGAAACAGGUCAUAUGAAUACUGGUACAGCAUUAGCAAAGUUGAAUGCAGCAGUGUGGGCGCAAGGAAUGGACUUUAAGAAGAUGAUACUAUAUAACGUCGCUAGUGUCUUUGGAAAUGUAUGCCGUGGCGAUUGUGGGGAGUUUUACGAUGAGAUUAACGAGUUUGUGUUGCAAAGAACUGUGGAACCAGUUGGUAUCUGCAAGGAAGAAAUAAAAGCGCUGAAAGAUGUAGCAACGUAUAUAGAUGUGGUAGCAGGAAUUGAAGUCGUUAUAGACGACAUGACUAAAAACUUAUUGCAAAAUUAUUUCCUGGCAGCUCGGAAAGAGAACACUAAGAUCGUUUGUGUUGGAAGCAUGAAUGCUUUGGUAACGAUUUGCCUUACUUCAGCGAGACUGUGUUGUAGAAGAGUUACUAAUAUCGAUGACGCGGUUUUCGCUAUUUGGCUACAUGUUUGCGGAAGUCCCGAGCCUCGGUUCGCCCCCGAGGACUACUUACAAACACCAGCAGACGUGAGAAAAUUACAAAAAGUGAUAACAAGCUUCAAACAUUGGUUAGAAGAAUUUACCGGCAGUUGUUUACUUUAA